Erythranthe guttata (spotted monkey flower) is the source of this 2655-nucleotide messenger RNA. Its product is annotated as FG-GAP repeat-containing protein. The record is from RefSeq and is a predicted model, not a curated record. NCBI's taxonomy places the organism in Eukaryota, Viridiplantae, Streptophyta, Magnoliopsida, Lamiales, Phrymaceae.
UUUUUGAAUAGUUAAAGGUGCAACCAGCAAAACUGAGAAUAUUUACCGAUAGGAGCAAAUGGUACGGGUAAAAAAUUCGGAGUCGGGUCGAACAUGAGACCCGACAAGUUGACCUUAUAAAAAUUUGCAUCUUUUCCGACUGUAAGCUGAAGACGAGCCGAUGACGACUAUGAAAUAAGCUUAAUUCUCUGCAAUUGAUCAGUUGAAAUUAUUUACUUUUUUUUAUUUUUUAUUAUUAUCAGUAGAAAAUAGCACAAGAAAUUCUGGAAAGUGAAGAUGCGGAAGCGAGAUUUAGCAAUUCUGAUGCUCGCCGCUUUCGCCAUUUUCUUCUCUCUUCAGCGGGAGGGCGAUUUUUCGUUCAAAGAGGCGUGGUUCCAUUUGUCCGAUGAGUAUCCGAUUAAGUACGAGGGUGAGCGUCUGCCGCCGCCAAUUGUCGCCGAUCUGAACGGCGAUGGGAGGAAAGAGGUUCUCAUCGCUACUCACGAUGCAAAAAUUCAGGUCUUGGAACCCCAUGUGAGGCGUGUGGAUGAAGGUUUUAGUGAAGCACGUGUGCUGGCAGAGGUCUCUCUAUUACCUGAUAAACUCCGCAUAGCUACAGGGAGGCGUGCUGUGGCAAUGGCCACUGGAGUUAUUGAAAAGAGUUACAAUAACAGGGAACCAAGGAAGCAGGUCUUAGUUGUUGUAACAUCAGGCUGGUCUGUGAUGUGUUUCGAUCACAACCUCAAGCAGCUGUGGGAAGUAAAUUUACAGAAGGAUUUUCCUCAUAAUGCUCAUCAUAGAGAGAUUGCCAUCUCGAUUAGCAACUAUACAUUGAGACAUGGAGAUUCAGGCUUGAUAAUUGUUGGUGGGAGGAUGGAGAUGCAGCCUCAUAUGCAUGUAGAUCCGUUUGAGGAGAUUGAAAUGCUGGAGAAAAAUGCUGAGGAGCAUAGAAGAAGUGCCACCGAAAAGGAUGCGUCUGAAAAUGCAGGAACAGUAGACUUGCGUCACUUUGCUCUUUAUGCAUUUGCUGGUCGAAGUGGUGAAUUGCGAUGGACCAGAAAGAAUGAGAACAUUGAAGCUCAAUCAUCUGAUGCAUCACACUUGAUUCCACAGCACAAUUACAAGCUUGAUGUUCAUGCAUUGAAUACUCGUCAUCCUGGAGAGUUUGAAUGCAGGGAGUUCAGAGAAUCCAUUCUUGGUGUCAUGCCACAUCAGUGGGAUCGCCGGGAAGACACUGUGCUUCAGCUAGCGCAUUUCAGACGUCACAAGAGGAAAACAUUGAAAAAAGUACCCGGCAAGCCCACCAACUACCCUUAUCACAAGCCCGAAGAAAAACAGUCUCCUGGAAAGGAUGUGUCGAAAAAAGUCUCAAACGUGAUUGACAAGGCAGUUAAUAUCGCUAAAUCAGCAAAGGGAAAGAAGCCUUUGCCUUAUAUACCUACCAUAACAAAUUACACUCAGCUCUGGUGGGUACCUAAUGUUGUCGUUGUUCAUGAAAAGGAAGGGAUUGAAGCUGUUCAUUUGGCAACUGGACGUACCCUAUGUAAGCUACAUCUUCAAGAAGGUGGCCUUCAUGCUGAUAUUAAUGGAGAUGGCGUUCUAGAUCAUGUCCAGGUUGUUGGAGCAAAUGGGGCUGAGCAGACAGUUGUGAGUGGAUCAAUGGACGUGUUGCGUCCGUGUUGGGCUGUAGCAACAUCAGGAGUGCCUGUUAGAGAACAGCUUUUCAAUGCCUCUAUUUGUCAUCACUCUCCUUUUAAUUUAUUCCAACACGGAGAGUUCUCCAGACACUUUGGUCGCCAUUCAGAUGUGAGUUCGUUAGAGGUUGCAUCCCCUAUUCUCAUCCCUAGAAAGGAUGGUCAUAGGCAUCGUAAGGGAAGUCAUGGUGAUGUUGUCUUCCUAACAAACCGAGGCGAGGUUACAUCAUACUCUCCAGGAUUGCACGGACACGAUGCAAUCUGGAACUGGCAGCUCUCGACAGGCGCCACUUGGUCAAACCUUCCAUCACCUUCCGGAAUGUCCGAGUCAACCGUGGUCCCCACACUAAAACCAUUCCCACUCCGCCAGCACGAUUCCCAAGAACUAGUUCUAGCAGCAGGUGAUCAAGAAGCCAUCGUACUAUCUCCUGGAGGAAGUGUACUAACCACCCUCGAUCUUCCCGCACCUCCCACACACUCGUUGGUCUUCUCUGAUUUCUCGAACGACGGUCUGACCGAUAUUAUUCUCGUAACUUCUAACGGUGUUUAUGGCUUUGUCCAAACGAGGCAACCUGGUGCACUUUUCUUCAGCACACUCGUUGGAUGUCUUAUUAUUGUGAUGGGGGUGCUGUUUGUCUCCCAGUACUUGAAUUCGGUCAAGGGUAAGCCUAGAGCAUUAUCUGGUCAACUGUAGUAACAACUUCGAAAAAAGUUUUGUAAACAUUAAUGGGGGGCCCACAGAGUACGAAAGAGAACGAAAACAUGUUGGUUGGCUCUUGAUCAGAUGGAGCUUGAAAAGCUUUUUACGUGUAAUUCUCGGAAGAAAGAUAUAUAAAUAUAUGUAUAAAACUGUGAAUUGAUGAUGUUAGUUUAAUGAUUUAUCGAUGAUCGACUGUAUGUAUCGUGACUGAGAAAAAAUUAUGUGAUUGAGUCGCGAUCUUAUAAAACUGUCCGAUUGAGGGAUUUUCUCCUUUGAGGUUAA